GCAGAUGCAAAAGCAGACAGCGCGCAUUGCUCACGCCGGUAUCUUGGGCUGCACAACGGUUUUCUGCAACUCUAAUUAAGACAUGGACUGUGGUUAGACCAGGGUGCAGACCGAGCCGGUCUGGCAUAUUUUUUGCUUUUAUUAUUACUGUUUUGAUCACACUGUCACGCAGCGCUCAGCACGGCCGGCCUCGCCUAUGCUUUGCUGCCCUCCAACGGGUGGAAGAGGCGAUCCCUGGCGGCCGCGCUCCGAGCGGUCACAUGAGGCGCCGCGGAGCCCCCGCCCUCCUUCUCCCGCACCCCCUUGCCGCGAAUGGCACGGCCCGGAUGCGCUUGUUGAAACAAGGGAAGAUGAGGAACAAAACAUCAAGCUGACAGAAAUUUUGGAGCUGUUGGUGGCUGCUGGGUAUUUCCGAGCAAGAAUCAAAGGGUUAUCUCCCUUUGACAAGGUUGUAGGCGGCAUGACGUGGUGCAUCACUACGUGCAACUUUGAUAUCGACAUUGAUUUAUUGUUUCAGGAGAACUCUACUAUUGGUCAGAAAAUUGCCUUAACUGAAAAAAUUGUGUCAGUAUUACCAAAAAUGAAGUGUCCUCAUCGUUUGGAACCGCAUCAGAUCCAGGGUCUGGAUUUCAUUCAUAUAUUUCCCGUUGUACAGUGGCUGGUGAAACGUGCAAUAGAAACAAGGGAAGAAAUGGGGGACUAUAUCCGUUCUUACUCUAUAUCACAGUUUCAAAAAACUCAUAGACUUCCAGAGGAUGAUGAAUUUAUGCAAAGAAAAGAGAAGGCUAUCAAAACAGUUACUGAUAUCUUUGAGGUUUACAAACCCCAGAGAAAAUACAAACGUCAGAAGGGGGCUGAAGAAAUACUAGAUGAGGAGUCAAAGGUUCACGCCACGCUUCUGGAAUAUGGCAGGAGGUAUGGAUUUAGCAGACAAGCAGGAAAAACAGAACAGACUGAAGAUAAGAAAAUUGUGCUACCCUCAGGGCUUGCAGCAGCAGGAAAAGCUGAGCCUUGUGAUGAAGAUGACCUUCGGGCAGCUGAAGAGCUUCGCAUUAAAACUCUGAUGACUGGAAUGGCUGCAAUGGCAACAGAAGAGGGCAAGUUGACAGCAAGCACAGUAGGACAGAUAGUUGGACUCCAGUCGGAUGAGAUCAAGCAAAUAGUGUCAGAAUAUGCUGAAAAGCAGUCUGAGCUUUCCGCUGAGGAGCGACCAGAAAGGCUUGGAGCUGCUCAACAACACAGAAGGAAGGUGGCAUCUCUGAAUAAGCAGAUUUUGCAGAAAACCAAACUCCUGGAAGAGCUGCAAGCUAAAUUUGUUGAUCUACAGGCAAAAUGUACCGAAGCAAAAAAGACAUUAACUGAGGUCAAGAGUUACAGUGAAAAGCUGGACAAAGAACUGGCAGCCUUAGAAACAAUAGAAUCCCAAGCAGAUUCUAGUGUGUUACAGAAUCUGCGAAUGCUGGUAGCCAUGAAUGAAAACCUCAAAAGCCAGGAGCAAGAAUUCAAAGCACAUUGUAGGGAAGAAAUGGAGCGGCUUCAACAAGAUAUUGAGAAUUUGAAAGCUGAGGCAGCAGAAAAUGGGGAGGAAGAGGAGCCGAAUAAGCUUAUAGACCAGCAGUACCAAACUGAGAAGGAAAAACUUCAAAAGAUCCGCCUAUUGUUGGCACGAAGAAACAGAGAAAUAGCGAUUUUACAGCGCAAGAUUGAUGAAGUACCCAGCCGAGCUGAGCUAACACAGUAUCAGAAGAGAUUUAUUGAACUUUACAGUCAGGUCUCAGCAACUCACAAAGAAACAAAGCAGUUCUUUACUCUUUAUAAUACACUGGAUGAUAAAAAAGUAUAUUUGGAAAAGGAGGUCAAUUUACUGAAUUCUAUCCAUGACAACUUUCAUCAAGCAAUGGCAUCUUCUGGUUCUCGUGAGCAGUUCUUGCGACAGAUGGAGCAGAUUGUAGAAGGCAUCAAACAGAAUCGAAUGAAGAUGGAAAAGAAGAAGCAAGAAAAUAAAAUGCGAAGAGAUCAGUUGAAUGAUGAAUACUUAGAGCUUCUAGAGAAACAGAGGCUUUACUUUAAAACAGUGAAAGAAUUUAAAGAGGAAUGUCGUAAGAACGAAAUGCUGCUGUCCAAGCUGAAAGCUAGUUCUUCCUGAAGAUCUCCAGCUGGUGAAGUUGAUCUAUAUGAUUGUUCAGUCUAUACAUUAAAUCUCUUUUGUGAAGUGACAGUUACAGCUGCAGUUGUAGACAUGCGUGUGUAUGUACAUACACACAGCUGUAAAGUCUGGGAUUUUUUUUCCAGUAUGUACUCUUUUACAUUCCUUCAUCAAAUGGCUGUAUUAUUCAUUAUUGCCUCCACUACACAGUAAAGAGUUAAUGCAGUACAGCAAAACAGAAAUACUGUCUAAUUUUAUUUAUUUCUGUUGUUGUUUUUUUUUUCUUCACGGUAAGGACAAUGAAGAUGGUUUUUAAUUUGGGUUUUAAUGCUGAAGAACUCCAAAAUUCUGCAAUAAGUAGAUAUAGACUGUGUAGUAUGUCCAGUACCGUAAGAUGAGCGCUGCAAGGUGCAGUAGCUUGUUAAUUUUGGCCAAACAUAAACACAGAAGAUGGUUCCCAAAACUUUCCACCGGCUAAUAACUUCACACCGUUUUAAUUUAAACUCAAGAGAAGAUUCCAGAGGAAUAAAAAUUAAUUUCUAAUGGUUAAGACAGAAGAAAAUGGAAACUUAGCUUGGAUAAUUCUCAUGUAAAAAUAUAGAUCUAUAUUUUUAUAAAGUCUAGCAGUUGUAUAAUUUUGUUUGAAAUUUCCUUUUUUAUAUAUAGAGUAUGCACUUGUUAAAUUAAUAACUCCAGGAAAAAUACCUUAAUCACUAGAGCCAUCGUGUGUUAUCCCUGGCUGGGAUGAAAGUCUAAGUCUGUGUCAGCUGUAACAUAGGAGGAUAAAUAUUCAGACUUUCUACUCAAAUGACCUGAUGCUCACCUGUGAAGACAACAGCCUAUCUACCCUACUGAAGAUUUGUCCUUGAAGGUUUAGAAACUUUGUGGAACACUUUUUCUGAAACGUUUUUAUAUCUGUAUGUAUGGUAUUUUAUAAUUCAAACAGUUGCUUUUUGUACUUAACAUCAGGAUUUUGGACUGACUUAAUGUACAUCACAUCUUUUGUUCAGGAAAAGGAAAACCGCAUUAUUUUUCCCCAGUAACGCUGAUGGCUGCUGAUAGAUUACUUUCUAUGGCAGCAAAUACAAAAUAAAAAGAUGUUUAGAAUUCAGUGAACUUUUGCUAUUGUGUUUUUAGGAUGGCACUUCAAGGUUCCACACUUAAGGUUGAUAUAGUUGCCUUAAUAUGAUUUUGAAUUGCAGGUGCAUUAAAAGAUGAAUUCUGUAAA
Molecule: messenger RNA, 3374 nt
Organism: Gallus gallus (chicken)
Lineage: Eukaryota; Metazoa; Chordata; Aves; Galliformes; Phasianidae
Gene: CCDC93
Product: coiled-coil domain containing 93
Exons: 23
Coding region: 197-2146 (649 amino acids)
Biological process (GO): Golgi to plasma membrane transport
Source: RefSeq, a predicted model, not a curated record